AUGGAUAUCCUCUACGGCGAUGGCCCCGUGGUCCCCUACCGCAAGCCUUCGCAGGAAUCCUCGCCUCCUCCUUCUCCCUCUCCGACGACGACCACGAACAUACACCGGUAUGACCAUGUGGAUAGGGAACUGACGAGUCCGCGGUCCCUGCCGUCGUUUUCCACAUCGUCUACGCCCGCGCCUCCGAAACCUGCGCCUCUCGAUACGAAUGUGAACGCCUCCUCCGCACGGCCGAAACUACCGGGACGACAAGAGACGCCGCCAUCACCACCCAACUCGGUGCUGCUGCAGAGCAAUCGGGGAUCGCCCAUCACUCCGGUGGAUAACAUGGGGGCCGUAGAUUCAAAGAUUGUUCAAGGACACGGUGGUGGCAGUGGUGUCGACUCGCAACACAAUUCGUUGAUGGAAAAGUUCACCAGGGUUUUCAGAGGCCACAAACGCGGGAGUUCGGAAAAUAGUUGGUCUACGACCAAGGGUGGAUAUCGGAGACAUCGGAAGGAUAACUCCCAUUCGACGAAUAGCACCGGGAAUCCACUCUCACUACACUAUCCCAUGGCGUCGUCGCAUACUUCGUUGCAGGAUGACCUUGAGCCCACAAUAGAGAAGCAGGGGCUCUAUCCACACAACAAGAACAUCAGCCCAAACAUCAGCCCUAUAAGCGCCAUUAGUGCCAGCCAGGGAUAUGUUGGGAGCAGCACGGGGAGGAGGAUUAUCAAUGGAGGUGAAGUGAGGAUAGAAAUCUUUCCGCAACAACAACAGCGACAGUCGACGGUGAGAGAUGUGGCACUUUUAGGCCACAACGACGGAAGUAUGAAAUACUACGACUACUACACGAGGUCGAAACCAACCAGUCCCGCUGGUACACAAGAGGACGACAUCUCCGAACAUGACAUCUCGCCGGUUAGAUUCGUGCCUUCACUCAUCCCAACAACGCAACCCCAGCAUCGAACGUUGCGAUCACGACAUGAUCUUGUACGUAACGGAACGGUGGAUACUCAGUCUUCUUCGGAAAGUCGGGAGAGGAGGUAUGUGGAGGAAUCUAUGGCUCGGGAAUAUGGGGGGUUUCAGUUCGAGGUUACGACCGACUCGCCAACUUCAUACGCUCCCGUCGGCAUGCCCAGGACCGAGAGUGAGACCUCGUCGAGGCCGUUCGAUCGCACCAGCAGGAAAGCGAGCAGUGGUGUUCUGAACGAUCCAUCGCGAAGCGAUUCGAGCAACUCGCGGAGCCAAUCGUCACUGACCAGGAACGGCACAACGGGGAGCACAUCGAGGCGACCGGUAAUGAGCAGGGAAAUAUCGUCGAGCUCGUUCAUCAUCAACGGGCGAAUAUCGACGCAGGGAGCCGGCGGCAGCACGACGGAAGAGCAAUUUGCGCAAGGAUUGAAGAGACUGAGCAAGAUAUCGGCAGGAAGUGGGGUGAGCGGAGUUGCUAUCGUCGUUACCGCCGACGGGCCUGCAUCUACGCGCCGCUCCGCAGGGAGCGACGGCGCAGACGACGACGACGAUCGUCAUGGUGGAAGCAAGUGGACGCGGGAAGAGAAAGGCAAAGCGAGAGCGCCGUCAUCUGAGCCCGGCACACACGACCAGAGGAGUCAUACGCGGUCGCGAAGCGGGCAGAGCGAGUGGACGAUCGGCACGGCGCCUACGCGCAGCAGCGACGAUUACGACGACUCGAAAAGUCUGAUUCCAGCGAUACCGGACAUCUUACAAACCCGGAAGCUGAAAGCACAAGAACCCAACGAGGAUGUUAUCGUGCACCCAGCGGACCCGAGAUACGAGUUCACUUACCGUAUGCGCCAGACAUCGGAUGACAACCCGGUAUUUGUACCACAAUACCGUUACGACGCACCGUUCUCGUUUCCCAACCGCAACGCGCUUGGUGCGCCCACUCCUGCGCAACCUCCCAAACCCGCAGAUGGCUCCCAGUACCCGUCGUCGUCGCCGCUGGUAAAUCGUGUGGGUGGUUCGCUCCUCAAGCGACCGCCAAGUGCCAUCCUACGUUCGCCUGUUACCGACCCGUUCGUUGGUGAUAUCCCGCAAGGAGACGACACGUACGACGUGCCACCGGGUAAAGGUCAGAAGGCCAGGGUGUCUCAGACUCAUCCCGCAUUGAGAGAAAUAAGGAACGGUGGCAGCUUGACCAGCCUAGAGAUUUUUGGGAGCGGCAUGAGGGCUGGUACUUUCGGUGCGGAACACAACAGACUCGACACUGGCAGAUCUUCCCAAGAUGUCGCCACCUCCGAGGAUGGGCAGAGAAUUACAUGUCGCGAUAAUGGCCUGCUUCGGCCACCACAAGAAGCCCAUCGUUCCAGUUGGGACCCGUCACGGUUCCUCGGCCAAUUUCCCGCGCGGCCCAGACAGUUUAUGCGUCGUUCCUUGACGCCACACCUGUACAGCCCGCAAGACGUCGACAUGGACCCAGCAAAGGUCGACCAGGACCACAGUACUUUACACCGACAACAGAAGAUCGGUCGGCUGCUGCUACUGGCGUGUGUGCUGUUUCCACCAUUGUGGUUCGUGAUGGCUUGCGGAGGGUUUGAUACCUUUGUCGCGAACUGGACAACUGGGGCAGUUCGCGGAGUCGGAAGCGUCGAGAGGAAGAUUGCGUUGGUCCUUGCUACUGUUGCGUGCAUUGGUGCUGUGGUGGGAGUGAUCGUGGGCAUAAGUGUGGCAUCCACAGCAGCGUAG
Molecule: messenger RNA, 2688 nt
Organism: Tricharina praecox
Lineage: Eukaryota; Fungi; Ascomycota; Pezizomycetes; Pezizales; Pyronemataceae
Exons: 2
Coding region: 1-2688 (895 amino acids)
Source: RefSeq, a predicted model, not a curated record